Messenger RNA from Syzygium oleosum, 684 nucleotides. RefSeq lists its product as uncharacterized. The record is from RefSeq and is a predicted model, not a curated record. Bases 1 to 684 code for a protein of 227 amino acids. The transcript has a single exon. NCBI's taxonomy places the organism in Eukaryota, Viridiplantae, Streptophyta, Magnoliopsida, Myrtales, Myrtaceae.
AUGGCGGCGACGGAUGAGCGGCUGCUACACGGAAGAGGAGGCGGACAGGGGGCCGAAGCAGGGGCGGUGGCAGCAAGGGCGGCCUCGGCGGCGGCCGGACGACCGGACGGCGGUGGCGGGAAUCAGCCAAGCACGGCCGCACGCGAAGGGGCAGCUAGGACCGAACAGGGGAGAGAGGACGGAGGGGGGGCAACGGCGAACGGCCAGGGCAGCAGCGUCGGUCGACGGUCUCCGUCCCUAGACGGGCGGUCGGACCGGCGAACACGGCGGCUGGCGAGCGCGGCGGCGGCUGGUGGUGGCCGACCGUGCUUGGCCGCGCGCGCACGAAGGAGAGGAGGAGGACAGCCGGGUCGGGGAGUCGGCUGGACGAACGGCACGGCUGGGCGGACGGUCGCGGCGGCGACGGGUGACGAUGGACGGGCGCGACGGAGAGGCGACUGUGGGGAAGCAGGGUGGUGGCGGUGGUUGAGGGGGAGCUGGGUGGUGGCGGUGGAGCAGCGUCAGCAGCAGGCGUCGGCCGUGGGCGGCGACUGGGCAAGAGGGAGGGGGAGUGGCACACGGCGGGAGACGGGCGGCGGCUGGGCCGACGAGGGGCAGCACCUGCAUGCGGCUCCGGCGGCGCUGGGUGGUCGGGGGGGCAACGAACGGCGGCGUGGCUCUGUUGGGGUGGAGCCGGGGUGGUAG